AUUCAAUUCAUGUUUUUAUAUGAUUCCUUGGGUAGAAAAUGUCCCAGAAUGUACUCAGUAAAUCCGCGAAAAUUGAAAACCAUCCAAGUACACCAAAAUGUUGGAUAAGAGAUGGAUAAUUUUACUCAUAAUCUCAUACAUGGUGACGGAUGAAGCUUUUGCUGACGGGAUCUCAACAAGAAUAUGCUCUGGAAAAGUAUGUAUUUCUGAAGAAUAUUCCAAAACAUUCCAUACUGAACUUCCUCCAGUAAUAGAAGUAGAAUUGCAUUUGAAUCAGAUAUUAUCGAUAGAUCUUCAGCGACGUACAAUAACCUUAAAUCUUCACACAGUAUUGAGUUGGGAGGACCCAUGGAUUGUAGCAGAUGGAAAGAACCUUCCUGUGUUUACACCCUUUAAAGAGGCAAAUCUGUGGGUACCAGAUACAUUAAUUCUUAACCUUAGAAGACGAAUUCGAUGGGACGAGGAACAAGGAAAGCUUACAACCAUGCAAGUGACCAAACUGCCUGGAGAUAAGAGUGCCAAGGUUAAAGAGGAAUAUGUUUCUGAGGUUGAGCUAGGUUGUGAUAUGGAUUUUCAUCUGUAUCCCUUCUACAACAUUAGAUGUGAUUUCAACAUGACAAUUCCAACCAAGAACGCCAGUGAGAUAAUGUUUAAGAGUCCUGUGAACGGGAUUAGAUUAGCGGACCACUUCAAAUUUCAGUUUGACAGUGAAUACGUGAUGGAUUUCCGACCUUUCGAGAAUGGACUUAUUGUUCCCUCUACAUGGAGCAGCAAUCAGAAGUAUAAUAUGAUGAGGACCCUGACAGGGUUUAGUCUUCACCUCAAAUAUAGGCCUAACGAGGCCAUUAUCAUUCUCUACCUACCAGCUUUCUUACUGGUUGUAAUAUCUUAUCUUUCUUUCUUCCUAACCUUGGAUCUAGUUCCUUCUAAAGUCAGUCAUUCUGUUGGGUUGCUGCUGACAACAGUAAACCAGUUCAACAGCUUUAAUCAGAACAGUCUAAAGGGGGGCAAAGGACCUACUGCUGCAGCAAUCUAUCUGUUGGCGUGCUUGAUAUUUUCUGGAGGCUGUUUAGCAAUAAAUGUUCUUAUAUUCAGGUAUAUGGGAGAUACGGAGAAGGUUAAAAAGUUGAACCUAUACGGAGGAAUUACUGCUAUCUCCUCAUUUUUACUCUUCAAUAUUAUUUAUUGGCCGUUUGUUCUCUCCCAAAUUUAAUAAAACAAUGAUGUGCUAAUAUUAAUGUAAUUGUAAUACUAAUUUUGCUGAAACAUAAUAAAAUCUAAUGUUUAGUUUUAA
Molecule: messenger RNA, 1294 nt
Organism: Eurytemora carolleeae
Lineage: Eukaryota; Metazoa; Arthropoda; Copepoda; Calanoida; Temoridae
Product: gamma-aminobutyric acid receptor subunit delta
Exons: 11
Coding region: 98-1213 (371 amino acids)
Biological process (GO): monoatomic ion transmembrane transport; chemical synaptic transmission; nervous system process
Cellular component (GO): synapse; neuron projection; membrane
Molecular function (GO): neurotransmitter receptor activity; transmembrane signaling receptor activity; extracellular ligand-gated monoatomic ion channel activity
Source: RefSeq, a predicted model, not a curated record